This is a messenger RNA of Closterium sp. NIES-67, 280 nucleotides long. The record is from the annotation of a GenBank genome assembly. NCBI's taxonomy places the organism in Eukaryota, Viridiplantae, Streptophyta, Zygnematophyceae, Desmidiales, Closteriaceae.
AAUGCAUCUUGGGCAUCAAAAUCAGAGGACAUGACAAGUGUGGGAGGCUUCAUCUGCUGUGUUGGUGGAGGGCCAACAGCUUGGGAGAGCAAGAAGCAAGUGGACCAAGCAUUGAGCUCGGUUGAGUCCGAGUACAUGGCACUCUUCCGUGCCAUAAGAGAGGUUGUGUGGCAGCGGCGUUUGCUAGCUGAAUUGGGGGAGGAGCAGCAAGGACCUACCCCACUCUACUGUGAUAGCCAAGGCCUGAAAUCUUGAGCUAUUGGUCUUGGUUCUGCAAGAU